UGAACAAUCUCUCUUCAUACAGAAAGAAGGAGACAUCUUUAUAUAUAUAUGUGUGUUUCCAUUAAUCUCAUCUAAAAUGGUGGGAGAAAGAGAAACAGCCAUCUCAUCAGAUUCGGAUUUUGCUAUUCUGGAAUCAAUCACAAGGUAUCUUCUUGAUGAUUCCGACUACCAGAUGAAGGUUUUCCCGGUGAAGGGUCUGUCCGGUGCACCGGCGAUGUACACCCCCAGUUCAAGCUCUGACAGUUCACCUUUCAUGGAUUGCUGGCAAGCAAUGCCUUCAAAUCUUGUUGGGUUUGAAGUGAAGGAUACUGCCACUGGCAAUGAAAAAUCCGCCGCAGCGGCUCGUGAGCAACGCUGGCCGGGGUCGUACAGAGGGGUGAGGAGGCGGCCGUGGGGGAAGUUUGUGGCGGAGAUACGGGAUCCUAAGAAGAAAGGUACGAGGAUUUGGCUGGGAACGUAUGAGACGGCUGAGGAUGCGGCGCUGGCUUAUGACCGAGCUGCUUUUAAGAUGCGAGGCUCCCGAGCUAAGGUUAACUUCCCACACCUUAUCGGCUCCGAUAACUCGGAGCCGGUUAGAGUGACUCCAAGAUGCAGGCGGCGGCCGGAGAGUUCGUCGGACAAUGCAUCGCCGGAGCCAAAGCUGCGGAAAUGCAUGGACUGAAGCUAAUAACUUGGAUAGUGAUUGUAUUUCAACUCAAUAUUAAAACUCUGGCGGAAUGCUUUUUUUUUUCUUCAUAAUGGUGAGUUUACCUAACGAACACUCAAACUCGAACCCAAACGAAAAGACAAAUCUCAAAAUUUUAAUAAGACAAAAUGAUGGA
Molecule: messenger RNA, 821 nt
Organism: Diospyros lotus (date-plum)
Lineage: Eukaryota; Viridiplantae; Streptophyta; Magnoliopsida; Ericales; Ebenaceae
Product: ethylene-responsive transcription factor 1-like
Exons: 1
Coding region: 77-661 (194 amino acids)
Biological process (GO): regulation of DNA-templated transcription; ethylene-activated signaling pathway
Molecular function (GO): DNA-binding transcription factor activity; DNA binding
Source: RefSeq, a predicted model, not a curated record